AUGGAUACCAUAUUGAUUAAUGAUCCUCGGAUGACUAUGGUGGUGGAUACAUCCGGGCUCCACUCCAUGAUGAUCAGAUUCUGUCAGUGUGCUGGUGCACUGAGCCCUGACAUGCAACUAUUUGAAACCAGCCUCUUCCCUGCAUCUUUCACUUCGCCGAAGAUAGCAUUCACAUUUGCGGUGUUGGACAACUUCCUGCUGGACAACCAUGAAUGUGGGACAUCAGCAAUGAACUACUACAGUAAAUUAAGAAGAAUCACAUCAAGCGUGUUCCCUCAUCUGGUUCCAGACUGGUACAGAGAUUUGAUGAGGGUCGGCAGGCAGUGGAGACAAGUGAAGCAGCUCAAGUGGCAUGGGUUUGGCCAUGAGAAGCGAAAGCCAAAGGCAGGGGAGCUUGCACUCUUCUGUCCUGCAUGUCCUCAGCCUGGUGUAAACCUCAAUAUGUCAGACAGAAAUGAAUCCGACCCUGCAUGGCUGUAUUCCAGAUCUUUGGUCAUGGAUGGCAAUUUCAAGGCCGAGCAUUUAUAUCCCACCAAUCCAACCGAUGAGUGGCAUUGA
Suillus discolor is the source of this 558-nucleotide messenger RNA. RefSeq lists its product as uncharacterized. NCBI's taxonomy places the organism in Eukaryota, Fungi, Basidiomycota, Agaricomycetes, Boletales, Suillaceae. The transcript has 2 exons. The coding region runs from base 1 to 558 and encodes 185 amino acids. The record is from RefSeq and is a predicted model, not a curated record.